AUGGCUCAGAAAGCACGAAAGGACCUAGCAAAAUCCAAUGUUGAGGCCUUGAAGAACCUGCACCUGGGAACUCUGAUUGUCAACACCCUCUUCUUCCUCUUCAACCUCAUCUUCAAGAGGCGCUCCCUUUUGCUCUAUGUCGUAUUGUCCAUCCCCAGUUUCAUCUGCGAAUACAUCCUCGAGUCAACAGGUCGUCCGAAAUAUGAUCCUUCAACCAAGGCUCUCAAGACUGCUGGCGAAGACCUCUCAGCUCCUGGACUCACCGAGUACAUGUUCGAUGUAAUCUGGGUCACUUGGGCUUCUGUUUUUCUCGUCACUUUCUUCGGAAACUGGGGCUGGCUACUGUGGACUACAGUCCCUGCAUACGGCGCGUUCAAGGGCUACAGUCUCGUCGGCGCCGCUCGGGGCAUGGCAUCAGGCAUGCAACAGCAACCGGACAAUGCCGCACCCAUUGGCAACAGAAAGCAACAAAGAGCUGCAUGA
Molecule: messenger RNA, 483 nt
Organism: Pseudomassariella vexata
Lineage: Eukaryota; Fungi; Ascomycota; Sordariomycetes; Amphisphaeriales; Pseudomassariaceae
Exons: 1
Coding region: 1-483 (160 amino acids)
Biological process (GO): vacuolar protein processing
Cellular component (GO): intracellular membrane-bounded organelle
Source: RefSeq, a predicted model, not a curated record